CAGCUGCCUAUAGACCCGGUAGGGCUCUUCUUAUGAUGGUUGCCUGAUAUUGGUAAGACGCCAAAGCAGGACUGAGAGGUCACCUGGAUAUGUCUCAGCACUCCAUUCCUCAAGCCAACUGAUUGCUACUGAAGCCAUCACUCUGUAAAUGCCACUUCAUUCCUUACAACACAAGAGUAACUGAAGAUAUGGAUAAAUCUCCCUCCAAACCUUAUACCACCAAGAAAAGGGUAAAAAUACAUCCAAACACAGUGACUGUAAAAUAUACCUCCCACUACCCCCAGCCAGGAGAUGAAGGAUUUGAGGAUACAAUUGAAGAUAAUGGGAGUUUUCUGGAGGAAAAUCCCAAGAAAAGGCUGCUAGGAGAUGCUAAACAGAAGGGAAGGACAUGUUUCGGGACUAUGGAUGCAAGGCCAAAACAGAUGGAAGACCCAGACAAUGGAAUUGCUGAGCAGUUACAAAGUUUUGCAGACAGUUCCAUAUUCCAGUCACGGAAAAUGUGGGCAGUGCUGUUUGGCUCUGCAUUAGCUCAUGGCUGUGUUGCACUCAUCACCAGACUGGCUUCUGAUCGUUCCAAAGUGCCCUCUUUGGAGCUGAUCUUUAUUCGCUCAGUUAUUCAAGUGCUGUCUGUGCUAAUGGUAUGUUACUACAAAGAGGACCCCUUUGGCCCUUCAGGGUACAGGUUACGGCUUUUCUUCUACGGUGUGUGCAAUGUUAUUUCCAUAACCUGUGCCUACACAUCCUUCUCCAUUGUUCCUCCAAGCAAUGGAACCAUUAUGUGGAGAGCAACUACCACUGUCUUCAGUGCUAUUCUGGCCUUCUUGCUUCUCGAUGAACACAUGCCUUAUGUUGAUUUGGUUACUGUAGUUGGUAGUGUAUUUGGUGCAUGUUUGGUCAUGAUACCCAAUAUUGUUAAUGAACAGAACUCAUUCCUUGGUGUAUGGAAAGAGGCUUUUGGUUACACCAUGACAGUUAUGGCUGGGUUGACAACAGCACUUGCAAUGAUCAUCUACAGAUCUAUUAAAGAGAAGGUCAGCAUGUGGACUGCUCUCUUUACCUUUGGUUGGACUGGAAGUGUUUGGGGAGCAUGUACUAUGUUUGUGCUGCAAGAACCAAUCAUACCACUGGAUGGAGAAACCUGGGGUUACCUUAUAGCUAUCUGCUUGUGUUCCACUGUGGCAUUCCUUGGUGUUUAUUAUGCAUUGUAUAAAUUCCACCCAGCCUUGGUAAGCACUGUCCAGCACUUAGAAAUUGUAGUCGCCAUGGUCCUUCAGCUUCUUGUCCUGCGCAUGUUUCCAAGUGUUUAUGAUCUAAUAGGAGGUGCUGUCAUCAUAAUCAGUGUAUUUGCAUUGGCUGGUUACAAACUCUACCUGGGCAGAUUAGGACGACAAGAUUACCAUGAAAUACUGGACUCUCCAAUCAAAUAAGAUGCUACGCCACAAUCUACACUGACUUUUUCUUUGUUAGUAAUGAUGUUGCCUACUAUACAUUCCACUCUAGAGUGACCAAACACAAGAUUCUGUUGCAGAUAUGGGGGAGCAUUUUUACAAUAGGACAAGCAGAUACAGACUUAAAUAAGUAAGUUUACUUACUGGAGGCUGACUAAAAUGCAAUCCAUAUCCAAUUAAUUUCACAAACCAACUGUUGCUUGGAUUAGCAUCCUAAUUUAUUAAGCAGGUGUGGAAAGCGACUGCUUAGUUAUACCAUGUUAUCAUGGGUCUGUCAAUUUACUACAUACUGUGUGUGCACACUACAAUACAUAAAUAUAUAUGUUAGUUGUGCUUAAGGGCAGAUUUAGAAAUGUGUGUUUAAUAUAAACAUACAAACUCAACCAUGUUCUAUUCAUUCCUAUGGAAUUUUAGAAGCAUAUUUAUGAAAUGGUGAGUUCUAACUUUCACCCAUUGAUAAAUAUGUUUCCAAAAAAACCCAUAGGAAUGAAUAGAAUAUGGGUGAUAUUUUUUAUGUACUAAGCUCUGAACUCACAUUUUGAUAUAUAUGCCCCUAAGUGUGACCACAUUUUACAAGCAAUCCAACAAAUAUAAACCAGGGGUGCUCCAAAUUUUUGCCCACAUUACUGCAUAUACUGAAUAGUUGGCAUCCAUUAAAAACUGAUCUGCUAAGAUAAUAUUGAGUGCAAAACUAUGCAAUAUGCUAUGUUGUACAGUAAAUUGUUCAUAUGUAUUGGUGGGCAAUUCCCUUUUAAUUGACACAAAAUGAUUUUUUCAAUAGGUUUUCCAUUUAUGGGAAAAUUCUAGCAUAUUGACCAUAUUUAUUAGCAGAAAUUAUAUAUCAGUAGUGCAUAUAAGUUUAUUGCUUGUCUUGGUUGCCACUAAAGUCCACAGUACAAGCUCUAAUUACUUGGAGAGCUACUGUUGUUGUGUAAAGGCUGAACCAGGUUGGACGGCUUACUGUAUUUACCAAAAAAAUAAUGCAAGAUAACCCUUAUUUAUUAACUGGGUGUUUUACUUUUAAUUUCACUAACCUUUCACCUGUAGCUGUUUCGCCAAAGGCAUUAAGUUGUGUUACUCUUUUUAGAUCUUUACUCAUUUGUUGGCCACCAGUCAGCAGUGUAGGAGUAUGCAUGCUUGUCUGUAAGCACAUACAAUUCCAAUAUCUGUAAAGGAAAGUUGUCAUUAUAAUGUGUAGGGCUCCAUUACCAAUAACAAUUUGUUUAUUUGGUUUAACUUUUGUUUUUGUAAUGUGAAAAUACUUGUGCCACAUAGAAACUGUAGUUGUUCUGCUAUGCUCAGUGUGGCUGAGUGGCACUGGAUAUGCACCAGAAAAAUCAGACAUAUGUUUCCCCAUCAUAGUCGGUAGACAGGGCUCUGGGCAUUACAAAAACUUAUAUUUACCUAGCAGCUGCACUGCUAAAUUGCCUAAGGCCACUGCUCAGAGUGUAAAAUCUGUGCCAAUUGUCAGCAAAGAAGUCUGUUUGAAUGAUGAAUACUAUGUUGCUGCAUUAUAAUAGCGACUCUAUGUCAAUCUCUUUGGUGUCAGUACUGUACAUGAGCCAAAAGCACUUACUGAUCAUUUGCCUUUCAAUCUCUUGGAGUUAUUUGUUUAUUGUGCCUAAAGUGGCAAAAUAAUGACUCUUCUUGAUUGCUUUCUAUUUUUGUUAACUGUUUUACUAAAAAGAACGAAUGACCAUGCCUAUAGCAGCGUAUUAGGCCUAGAGGCCGACUCACUAAACACUUGCCAUUUAAUACAUUAGUUGCAGGUAUUUCUAAGGAGCAAUAACAUCUUCAUCCCUGCCAACUUGAAGCUUUAUUAGGGUCUGAUAACUGUAAAAGCUACUCUGUAGAAAACUUCAAAGGGCUGAAGCUGCUGAGAAAUGCCAGCAACCGAUGUAUCUAAUUUUUUUUUUUUUUUAAAAAGACAAAAAUAAUAAAGCUAAAUUGUUAAAGCCAAUUUCAGUGUAGUACUGAUUCAAAUUAUGAUUUGUGAAAGUAAGUCUACAUUUAAGUGGGUUAUUAAAGCAGAAACAAAGUAAAACUUCAAAAAUUAAAGUGGUAUACCUCCUUAAAUACCCCCUUGUAUUAAAACCUGCACUCUAGCUGGGGGUAACAGAAGUGUGUGGCCAUGUUUGUCAGACACAUGUGCAUAAUAAGUGAAUCUCAUUGCUCAUUAUGCGCAUGUGUGUUACAUUAGAUUGGGGGAUUCCUUCCCACGCCCUAUGUCACCCACAUGGGACACCCCAUGCUAAAACCUAGGAGCUCUCCCUCUCUGUGCAGGCUGCAUAGCACUAGCUUGGACCAUUUUUGCCCAAUAGUAUUGUUUCUCAAAGUACAGUCUUUAUUAGCCGACACCUCCAGUGGGGAAAAACAUUUUUGCUAUGAUAGGGGCCAUUUAACCAAGUCUAAUUUGGUGGACAGGGGUUUCCUUUCAGUCAGUGACACAAUUAUGUACCUCUAGUUUGCUUCUAUACAAAGGUUUAUUAAACUGCAAAUAUUUUUGGUAAGUGGAGUAUAAGGAAAUUAACCCAAAAUUGUUACAGUGUACCAAACAAGACAGAAAAAUGCUCUAGAUGCUGUAGGGGAAUACAACUGCACAUUAGUCAGUAUAGGAAACCCACACAAUGCUGUGUUCAGUAUGAAACUUUCUACAGUCUCUCGGUUUCAUUAUAUACCAGCUCCCUUCCAACAUUUAGUAACCCUGGCUAACCAUCAUUCAUUGCCAUGGUAGAUCCAAAAUAUGUGCCAAUGUGUUAAAUAUUGUGCUGGUGAAGGAGUGUCAUGUUUUUGUCUAAGAAUCUGUGCAAUAAAAAAUGUAAUAUAAAA
Xenopus tropicalis (tropical clawed frog) is the source of this 4277-nucleotide messenger RNA. RefSeq names its product solute carrier family 35 member G2 (gene slc35g2). Gene Ontology annotation, cellular component: membrane. NCBI's taxonomy places the organism in Eukaryota, Metazoa, Chordata, Amphibia, Anura, Pipidae. The record is from RefSeq and is marked provisional.